This is a messenger RNA of Macrobrachium nipponense, 987 nucleotides long. RefSeq names its product gastrula zinc finger protein XlCGF71.1-like. Lineage: Eukaryota; Metazoa; Arthropoda; Malacostraca; Decapoda; Palaemonidae. Gene Ontology annotation, molecular function: DNA-binding transcription repressor activity, RNA polymerase II-specific; RNA polymerase II cis-regulatory region sequence-specific DNA binding. Gene Ontology annotation, biological process: regulation of transcription by RNA polymerase II. The record is from RefSeq and is a predicted model, not a curated record. The transcript is spliced from 3 exons. Gene Ontology annotation, cellular component: nucleoplasm. The coding region runs from base 229 to 981 and encodes 250 amino acids.
ACAAUAAUAUUGUGUCGGAACUCGGAAAUUCGGAAUUGCGCCCGAAACCGACCCGUUGGCUGACUUGUGGACGUGUUUGGAUUGAUUGAUUGUGAAUUUUCUGGCGUUACAAGGGCGUGUUUGGAGAUAAUUUGCAAAGCACCAACUGCAGACUUGAUUCUUCCAAACGGAGGAAAUUUCCUUUGGAUCCUAACUAGGGGUGAGUAUUGCACAUAGAACAUACUGGAAAUGGAAGCUGAAGAAUCGUCAUCAUUGCUGCUACUCAAAGAAGAGGAGGAGGAUCUGGAGGAGGGUCCAACUGAAAAUGCAGAUGACAACUCUUCAUUUGCAGACCCAUUCUUAGAAGUCAAGGCAGAACCGGAAUUUUUUGACUAUGGUGAUUUUGAUGUGAACUGUUCUUCCCAAUCUACUAUUAAGAGUGAAAAGGACAGCUCUCCAAGCUGUGAUGCUGAGGGUGGAAAGAAAAAGAUCUGUAUUGGAGAAGAAAAUAGACAUUUGGGUAGAAGCAACACAGCAGGGAAGCGAUUAACUUCUGAAUGCCAAAGGACAUUUUCAAAAAUUGACAAGCUGAAAUCCCACAUGAGAACUCAUACGGGAGAGAAAUCAUAUACUUGCUCUGUAUGUCAAAAAAGUUUUUCUUAUUCAGGUACUCUCAAAUGUCACAUGAGAACUCAUACGGGAGAGAAACCAUAUACUUGCUCUAUAUGUCAAAAAAGUUAUUCUGAUUCAAAUGCUCUGAAGUAUCACAUGAAAACUCAUACAGGAGAGAAACCAUAUACUUGCUCUGUAUGUAAAAAAAGUUUUUACGUUUCAAGUACUCUCUCAAAUCACAUGAGAACUCAUACGGGAGAGAAACCAUACACUUGCUCUUUAUGUCAAGAAAGUUUUUCUUAUUCAGACAAUCUCAAAUGUCACAUGAGAACUCAUACAGGAGAGAAACCAUAUACUUGCUCUGUAUGUCAAAAAAGUUUUUCUGGUUAAAGUACU